AUGCGGUUAACUAAAGAACAACUGAACACUCUUCAAAAUGACCCCGAUUGUGUUCGAAAUAUAUGUAUAGUUGCUCAUGUGGACCAUGGUAAGACUUCUUUAAGCGAUAGUCUCUUAGCGACAAAUGGCAUAAUCUCACACAAAAUGGCGGGCAAGAUUAGAUACUUGGACUCAAGGGAGGAUGAGCAGUUACGGGGCAUAACAAUGGAGAGUAGCGCUGUUUCGCUGUAUUUUAGGGUGAUACACAGAAAUGAGGGUGAUUCUGAUAGUGAUAUCACAGUCAAUGAACAUCUUAUUAAUUUAAUUGAUUCUCCAGGUCAUGUUGACUUUAGCUCAGAAGUUAGUACAGCUUCGAGAUUAUGUGAUGGGGCAGUUGUAUUAGUCGACGUCGUGGAAGGAGUUUGUUCUCAGACAAUUAGUGUGCUACGACAAGUUUGGUCAGACAAGUUGAAAGCUAUUCUUGUAUUGAACAAAGUUGAUCGUUUAAUCACCGAACUGAAAUUGUCUCCACAAGAGGCUUACACUCACUUAAGUAAAGUCAUUGAGCAGGUGAAUUCAGUAAUCGGGUCUUUUUUUGCUGGAGAGAGAAUGCAACAAGAUUUUUUAUGGAGAGAAAAGAUUGCCAACAGUUCUGGAGAACUGUUUGCUGAGAAAGAUGAUAAGGAUAUUUAUUUUGCCCCAGAAACCAAUAACGUAAUUUUUGCAAGUGCAAUGGAUGGCUGGGGAUUUUCUAUUUCUCAAAUAGCCGGAUUUUUUGGUAGAAAACUGGGAAUGAAGAGAGAAAAACUACAAAAGGUUAUCUGGGGUGAUUUUUGUUUGGACCCGAAAAGUAAAAAAAUUACCACUCAGAAGAACAAACACGAGAAACGCCUUAAACCUAUAUUUGUGUCUUUGGUUCUGGACAAUAUUUGGUCAGUAUAUGAGCACUGUUUGGAAACAAGGGACCAAGCGAAACUUGAAAAAAUUGUUAAGGCAUUAGAGGUCAAAGUAGGUCCACGGGAUUUUAAAGCCAAGGAUUCUAGAGCUUUGCUAAGAACAAUACUUUCACAAUGGUUACCUGUAUCAUCUGCUGUUUUAUUGACUGUUAUUCAGAAGGUUCCCUCACCCGUUGAAGCUCAGAAUAAGAGAAUGCCAUCACUUUUGUCAACUACCCCCCAUUCGGAGUUAAUCGAUGCUGCCUUGAGCAAUGAUAUCAUAUCGUGCAAUAGAGAAGGAUUGGUGUGUGCAUAUGUUUCUAAAAUGCUCAGUAUUCCUAUUGCUGAGCUGGGUAGAAAUCAAGUAGUUCAAUUGUCCGAGGAAGAACAGCAGAUACGUGGAAGGCAAGCCAGAGAAAAGGCACUAAAGAUGGCAGAACGGGCUAGACUACUUGAAAUUGCUGCAAACGGGAAGGAAAUGUCUAACUCACCCUUGAGCAUGUCUGACGUUGAAUUGACCGAAAUUGCUGGCGACGAUGUUAGCCUGCAAUGGGGCAAUGGAGAAGAAAGUACUGAGGAUAUAAUUGUUGAUCUACCAAAGGAAGAGUUGCUUGGAUUUGCCAGAGUCUACAGCGGUACUUUGAAAGUAGGAGAAACACUUUCUGUUCUUGGCCCAAAAUUCUCUCCCAAAUAUCCAUCAUUGCAUGUUUCCGAAGUUCACAUAUCUGAUUUGUAUCUUAUAAUGGGCCGGGAUUUCGUUGCAAUAGACGAAGCGCCUGCUGGUAACAUUGUCGCUAUUGGUGGAUUGAUGGGCAAAGUUCUGAAAAGUGGCACAGUGGUAACGCCCAAUAUUACCGGAACCAAUCUGGCUGGAUUCAGGUCAUCUGCACUGCCAAUAGUCCGGGUUGCCGUUGAACCUGUAAACCCCGUUCAAAUGCAUUAUCUUGAAAAGGGCUUGGAAAUGUUAAAUCAGGCAGAUCCUUGUGUGCGAACAUAUCUUCAAGACACCGGAGAGCACAUAUUAGCUACUGCAGGUGAGCUACAUCUGGAAAGAUGUCUCAAAGAUUUGAAAGAGAGGUUUGCAGGCAUUGAAAUUCAGGUAUCAGAGCCUGCAAUCCCUUAUCGAGAAACCAUAAAAAACACGAACCACAUGAACCCACCUAAGAAUGGUACCUUAGGUAGAGGCUCCCGAGUUUUGAGACUCUCUCAUUUUGAAAUAACUCUUACUGUGAAACCUUUGCCAGUGCAAGUGGCUCAAUUCUUAAUAUCCAACAUUAAUUCGAUUUCAAAGAUCAUAAAUCAGAGAACCGACUUUUUUACUGAUGAGGAAGUCAAUGAUAUGAUAGAUGUUCAAAUUAACCAGAGUACGGUUUUAUCUACUGAGUCUUUCAAGGGCCAUUUAGCUAAUCUUUUGCAAGAAUUGGGAAAUAAAUCAAUACAGUCGAAUGCUAGUUCGGAUUUUGUUGACCGAAUCGUUUGUUUUGGUCCGAAGGGAAGGGGCCCUAAUAUUUUCAUGGAUAACACUAAUGGAAGCCUCAAAUCAAUGUUCAAGACAUCUCAAGGUAGCUACUUCGAGUUUCAAGAAUCUCUGUUUAAUGGUUUUCAGCUUGCAACAUCUGAAGGUCCACUAGCCGCAGAGCCUGUUCAAGGAAUUCUGGUCUCUUUGGAUGAAAUCAGGUACCUGAAUACCACCAGUAAAGAGGAACUCGACUUAACAGGCCGUUUGUUGACCUCUACCAGAGAUUGUAUACAUGAAGGAUUUCUUGAUUGGUCACCACGCAUUAUGCUUGCCAUGUACUCUUGUGAAAUCCAAGCUUCAGUUGAAGUUUUAGGUAAAGUGUACGCUGUUGUUCAACAGCGAAGAGGACGCAUAGUUUCUGAAGAGAUGAAAGAGGGCACGUCUUUUUUCACAAUUAAGGCUCAAGUUCCAUUGGUGGAAGCCUUUGGCUUUAGUGAGGAUAUAAGAAAAAAGACCUCUGGAGCAGCUUCACCACAGCUAGUUUUCUCAGGGUUCGAGAUAGUUGAUAUCGAUCCCUUUUGGGUUCCCACAACCGAAGACGAACUAGAAGAGCUUGGAGAAUUUUCAAGUAGAGAGAACAUUGCAAGAAAGUACAUGAAUGAUAUCAGAAGAAAAAAAGGCCUCUUUGUGGAUGAAAAAGUGGUACAGAAGGCUGAGAAGCAACGAAAUAUGAAGAAAGAUUAA
Messenger RNA from Komagataella phaffii GS115, 3117 nucleotides. Its product is annotated as GTPase. NCBI's taxonomy places the organism in Eukaryota, Fungi, Ascomycota, Pichiomycetes, Pichiales, Pichiaceae. Bases 1 to 3117 code for a protein of 1038 amino acids. The record is from RefSeq and is a predicted model, not a curated record. The transcript has a single exon. Gene Ontology annotation, cellular component: ribonucleoprotein complex; cytosol. Gene Ontology annotation, molecular function: translation elongation factor activity; GTPase activity; GTP binding. Gene Ontology annotation, biological process: cytosolic ribosome assembly.